CUAGACAUGGGAAGCUGCUGCGUAAAGCCAAAAGAGGGAAAUUCAGGAGAUAUUCUUGAAGAAAAUGGGGGCAAUAAAAGCCCAGGCAAAAAGGAUAAAAAGUCUCUGAUUAGCUCUCAGGGGGAAGCUAGCAAAGUCACCAGGAUAGAUUCAUUGGACAUGGCUCCAGGCGAGGAGGAACUAUACUCGAAAUCAAUUAAUCUAAACCACUUUGAUAUAGUCAAGGUGAUUGGCAGAGGGUCUUUCGGAAAAGUCUAUUUGGUGCAGAAAUAAGGACACAGAGCAAUUCUACGCAAUGAAAGUCUUGAAGAAAGAGGCUAUCUCCUCACCCUCCCAGAGACUGCAUACAAUUGCUGAAAGGAGAAUUCUACAAGAAAUCGACAGUGAUUUUAUAGUGAAGCUUCAUUAUGCAUUCCAGAACCCUGACAAACUUUACUUUGUAAUGGAUUUCCUGAACGGAGGAGAGAUGUUUACCCAUCUUCGGAAAAACGUGAAAUUUUCUGAGAAACGAGCAAGGUUUUAUUGAGCCGAACUCAUUAUGGCUCUCAAGUGACUACAUGAUAAUAAUAUCCUCUACAGGGAUUUGAAGCCUGAGAAUAUUAUUUUGGGUUGCGAUGGCCACAUCAAAAUUACUGACUUCGGUCUUUCAAAGAUGAAUAUUAAUAAAGAAGAUGAUUUGACUUUCACGUUUUGUGGAACGCCAGAAUACCUUGCGCCAGAAAUCAUAAGCCAAAAAGGACAUGACAAAUCGGUUGACUGGUGGAGUUUAGGGGUAAUCUUAUUUGAAAUGCUCACUGGAAAAGCCCCUUUUGCUCAUAAAAACAAACAGAAGGUUCUGAAUGAUGUUCUUAAAGCUCCAAUACCUCCGUUCAAGUUUUCUGAGAAUGCAAACGACUUACUACGAAGACUGCUCAUCAGAGACCCGAGAAAACGCAUAGGAUAUGGUGAUAGAGAUGCGGAAGAAAUUAUGGAGCAUCCAUUCUUUGAAUGAAUAGAUUGGGAGAAGCUUGCUGAGAGAAAUGUAACCCCACCCUAUAUUCCUAAGGUCCGAAAGCAAGAUGACCUUCGACAUAUCGAUCCAAUGUUUAAAGAGGAAAAGGUGGAAGACACGCCUGCUGAUAAGAAACUGAGGCUUAGCGAGAAGGAGAAGAAUCACUUUAACGAGUUCACAUAUAGUAAGGACACAGUUAUUAACUCAAUGGAGGUAGACCAGAAUGAAGAUGCGCUCUCACAAAUUUUAGAGGAGAGAGAAGAUUCUUUUAUCCCUGCUAGUUCAGAUGAACUUGAAUUAAAUAUUUAGUACCUAUAACAAAUUUUCGUA
Molecule: messenger RNA, 1321 nt
Organism: Moneuplotes crassus
Lineage: Eukaryota; Ciliophora; Spirotrichea; Euplotida; Euplotidae
Source: the annotation of a GenBank genome assembly